UAGUUUACAUGCAGGCAAGGUGACGAAUAUCUUAUCUGAUCGAUUAACAAUAAACGCGGGUUUAUAUACAAGAAUUCAAGUUGAUAAAUCACUAUUUGGCAUGACAAGCGUGUUGACCAUGCUUCCCACUACCCGACCAUUAAGCGGGGCUUCUCAGCAAACAAAUUCUAGUGAUGUAAGUCGGAUAACUGAAUUUGGAACCCCCAAAAAGACUGGACCAUAUUUGGAAGGAAAUCUAAAACUAUUGGAAACACUGGAAUGUCCAGUAGAUAUUAUGUGUUGUCACUUCAAUCCAUCAGGGACUCACCUAGCUGUUGGAUUAUGUGACGGAACAAUUAAGAUAUAUGACAGUAAUAGUUACCAUUUAUUGUAUAGUCUAUCAGAUGAAGAUACUGUAUCCAGUCGUCUACCAGUUACACAAAUUCGCUUCCGAACAGCUGUAUUGGGAGAUAAACCUGAAUAUGGUCAUAUACUUAUAGCAUCCUACGCAUCUGGCAACAUCAAAUAUUGGCAUUAUACUUCUGGAAAAUGUCUAAGCACAGUUAAUGAAAAACGGCAGACACUCGCUCUAGCACUCAAUCCAGAUGGCUCACAUUUAGUUUCGGCAGGAGCUGAUCCAGGGAUGCACAUCUAUGAUGUGGAAACAAAACAACGUAUUAAAACAUUAGAACCCAGUGAUUCCCGAGAUAAAAUGGAUGGACAUAGAUUUCGUGUAUUUGCUUUAAAAUAUAACCCUAAUCAUCCUAAUAUAUUUAUAUCUGGUGGCUGGGAUGAUACGGUACAGUAUUGGGAUGAUCGUCAAACACAUGCUAUUAGGAGAUUAAAUGGACCUCAUAUUUGUGGCGAUGCUUUAGAUAUAGAUCCUAUACAUAAUCAUAUAUUAACUGGUUCCUGGAGGAAACACAGAGUUCUACAGAUCUGGGAUUUUGCUAUGGGUGUAAAGAUUAAAGAUGUACCUCAGGAUACUCUCAACGCAAGUCAAUUAUAUUGUGCCCAAUGGUUAGGUAAAGAUAGUAUAAUAUGUGGUGGAACAGAUCAUAAUAUGGCUAGAGUUAUAGAUAGAGGAACACUUAAUACUACAGGGCAGCUUGUUGAUUUACCACAGGGAGUUUAUUGUAUAGAUAAUGACCGAAAUGUUCCCAACCCUAAAAUAGCCAUAGGUACUAAUCGACUGAUCUUCCUUGUAAAAAGUGAAAAGAAAGCUCCUUCUUAGAACAACAUAGUCAGUAUUGUAUUAUAUUCAACUAUUGUAACCAGAGAAAUAGGUCAUUAGGUUAAUAUUCUCUACUGUAAAAUUAGACAUUUGUUGCUUUCUUUUGUAAAGCAGGCCAUUUUGGGACAAAGACUUAAAUCUGAGAAAAUUACACAAUUAUAAACUACUUCAUUUUCCUUGCUUUCGAAUAUUACAUUCAGAUGGGGACUUAUAUUUCACAUAUUUCUUAAUAUAUAAUAGACUAUGUUUUUUACGGAAGGAAGGACAUUGUUUUCUUUUCAUUUUUACACUUGAGCCAAACACUUUUGCCACUGAGAAUAACCAUGUCAAAACUAAAUGUCAAACAUUGUAAAAUGCUAUGGGUUUUUUUGUGAAAACAAUUUGAAAAGGUUUUUAAAUAUGAAAAUAGUGUAAUCAAAAGAAUUCACACAACUUAUACUGUUAUAGAAAAGGUGAAAUUAUUUUGAAAUCAAAUAGUAAGGUAAUUUGUAGUUUUUACACCAAUUACCUGAAUAUAAAAUUGCAAAUAGCCUAUUUUUAAAACAUACUUGAACCUGGAUGUGAGUUUACCACAGUUCACAUAAUCUUCAUUGAAACAUUAAAUUUUGUGGCUCACUAAGGGGGUGCUUGAUUGUCGUCCAGAAUUGCAAUCUAGUGACACAGAAUUGAGUCCAGUCCCCAAAACUGAGUUAGUUUGAGCAGAAUCGUGACAUAAUGAAGUGUUACAGCAAUGGUGAUUAUUCAGUUUCUGCAUGCCUUGUCACCAGAUAUUCUCAUUUUUACUUGAUUGACACCUGUUGAGGGAUAGGGGGAAUUCAAUUCUGGCACAUUCAAUCCAGUAUACCCUAAAACACCGACAUUUAUAAUUUGAAGCAAUGCUAACUUCAGUUGUUGAGAACCUGAAUUGUGUAUCGGUCAUAUUAUAUUUGUAGAUAAUCUCUCAAUUUAGAAAUCAGAAUUCUAUUAGAAAAGUAUAUUUCAAUGUAUUAUGCAUUUAUUGUAAAAGAGCAAACUGCUGAUGUUAACAUGAUAAGUUCCAGAUGAUAUAUAAAUUUGAAUUACUGUAAAUUUAAUAUUGUUGAGCAUUUAAAAUUUAAAGAAUUUGCGUAUGCAGUGUUGUAUGGAGACUGCCUAUAAUAAGAGUUGUUAUAGAAUUGUUAAAUUAAUGUUAUUUUUGUUAACAUUCCGUCCUAUAUUAUUUAUUAUAUUGCUUUACUUAUAGCAUUAUUUUUACUUUAUAAA
This is a messenger RNA of Patella vulgata (common limpet), 2455 nucleotides long. RefSeq names its product protein ABHD15. The coding region runs from base 101 to 1213 and encodes 370 amino acids. The record is from RefSeq and is a predicted model, not a curated record. The transcript is spliced from 10 exons. NCBI's taxonomy places the organism in Eukaryota, Metazoa, Mollusca, Gastropoda, Patellidae. Gene Ontology annotation, molecular function: protein binding; short-chain carboxylesterase activity; monoacylglycerol lipase activity.